AUGAAAGUUAAUGAUAAUCAUAAUAUGAUUUCUAUUACUUUCACGCCUAUUAAUCAUGAUCAAUCUAAUAAUUUAAAAGGAUGCUUGGUUGGAUUAUAUUAUGAUAGAAUUCAAAUAGUUGACGAAACUAUUUCAAACUCACAUACAUUUGAAAUUUACAAAAACUUUGAAGAAAAUGAAAUUUGUCAUGCAAGAGUAUACUCUAUUUCCUCAAAUAUGAAUGAGGAAAAUGAUAAUCGUAAAAAAUUUAUUGAAAUAUUUGGGAAGAUUUUAAAAGUGCUUCAACAAAUUGCCCAAGAGUUGUUGUCUCUGAAUUUUGAAUUAUUGGAACCGAUAGUCUUAACAAGCAAACUUAUUCAUUAUUUACCGGAUGAAGAUUGUUAUCAAAUUCAACUUAUUUGUAAUAAUUAUACUUUAGUAGCUGUCAAAGUAAAAGUAAAGUUAGAAAUAAUAUUAUAA
This is a messenger RNA of Dentiscutata heterogama, 459 nucleotides long. The record is from the annotation of a GenBank genome assembly. Lineage: Eukaryota; Fungi; Glomeromycota; Glomeromycetes; Diversisporales; Gigasporaceae.